AUGAAGGAAGCGGCAAGAAACUAUAGCACGGUGUACCCUGAAGCAGCAGAGGCCAUCGUAUUUGAUACGUAUGUUGACGACUUCCUAUCCGGAGGUCAAAACAAGGAAGAAGCGAUGCAGUUGAGAGCCCAGGUCGUCGAAAUACUCAAGUCAGCUGGUUUCAACUUGCGUAAAUGGUCCAGCAACUGCGCAGCGGUCCUGGAUGAAGUUGACAGAUCGGAGCAAAAUCCCGUGGACGUGAAAGUUGCUGAGCAACCGAAUGUAGUUAAGGCGCUGGGCGUUCAGUGGCGUCCAGAAGAAGACAUCUUUACCUUCCAAGUUCAUCUUCAACCGGACAGUGCAAACACCAAGCGGCAGUUGCUGUCAGACGCCUCCAAGCUGUUUGACCCAUUCGGAUGGCUGUCCCCUGUUACGGUGAGCAUCAAAAUACUUUUCCAGCAGCUCUGGCUCAGCGGGACUUCUUGGGACGAUCCACUUCCUCCUGCAAUUGAGGAAUUGUGGGUUAAAAUCAAACAGAGCCUACAUAAACUGGAACAGGUACGCAUUUCGCGUUUCGCAGCGAAUUACAACGGUAAGGUGGAGCUUCACGGUUUCGCAGACGCAUCCGAAGCGGCAUAUGGAGCGGUAGUGUACACCCGAACGAAAGAUCCGGACGGGAACAUCGUGGUGAACUUGCUAGCUGCGAAGACUAAAGUGGCACCGAUCAAACAAGUAUCGUUGCCUCGACUCGAGCUCAGUGCAGCAGUACUAUUGACUGAACUAAUUGAGCGCAUAACGGAAUCAAUAUCGCAUCUCUCCGUGGAGCAUUGGGCGUGGACGGAUAGCACCAUUGUUCUUCAGUGGCUUUCUGCGCAUCCAAGGAAGUGGAAGACAUAUGUAGCGAAUCGUACAUCGGCAGUUCUCGCAUAUCUACCUCGUGAAUGUUGGAACCACGUGAGCAGUGCGGACAACCCGGCGGACUGCGCUUCUCGUGGUUUGACUCCCGAUGAACUUCUGGACCAUCCGCUUUGGUUCCAUGGACCGACCUGGCUAAGUACGGAUGAGCAAAAUUGGAGAACAGGUCAAGAUCUUCCAGCAAACGUUCAGCAGUUACCUGAGGAGCGGAAAGUCAAGGUGAUGCAUACUGUGACACAGCAACGCAACAACUACUUCGCCGAACGGUUCAUACUCGAGCGACGUUCGGACUUCGGUCUUGUGGUUCGGUCGUUGGCGUUGUUUGCAAGGUCGUUGAAGGCUUGGAAGGGAGCGAAGUUCGACUCUGGCCUCACACCGGAAGAACUGCAGGUGAUAAAAGCAAAGCUAGCGCGAAUGGCUCAGGAAGACGUUUUCAACCGGGAAAUGGAGUUGCUAGCGAAAGGAGUUACGCUGCCGGUCAAGAACAAGUUGGCUUCAUUAUACCCAUUUCUUGAUGGCAACGGUACAAUGCGCGUCGGAGGUCGCCUGCAAAAUUCGACAUGUGAUUACGACGUGAAACACCCGAUCAUACUGCCGCGUGAUCAUCGAGUAACGGAUCUGAUGCUGCGGGAACUCCAUCAGCGUAACCUGCACGCGGGACCAACACUGUUAGCAGCUACUGUGCGCCAGCAAUAUUGGGUGAUCGGAUUGCGGACAGCGGUGCGACGGACGGUCCAUGGCUGUGUUCGUUGUGCUAGGCUCAAGGGACAAACCGCAAAUCAACUGAUGGGAUCCUUACCUGUACCUCGAGUAAUGGGAACACGAGCCUUCGUUCAUGUUGGCGUAGAUUAUGCUGGUCCUUUUGCGAUUCGAGCUUUGUGUGUCCGUGGCGUCAAAACAACGAAGGGAUACCUGGCGGUAUUUGUGUGCAUGUCAACCAAGGCGGUGCACUUGGAGGUCGCCAGUGACUUGUCAACAGGUAUGUUCAUCAGUGCUCUCAAGCGAUUCAUUGCAAAACGAGGUUACCCGAGUGAGAUAUGGUCCGAAAACGGAACGAAUUUCGUUGGAGCGGAUCGCUACCUUCAGGAGUUCCAACACGCUUUGAAUAACAACAACAAAUCAGCGGACCAGUUUUUGACCAAUGUAGGCAUUAAGUGGGUAUUUAAUCCACCUUCUGCACCUCAUCGAGGGGGCAUUUGGGAGGCGGCGGUCAAAAGCGUGAAGAGACAUCUACUUGCGGUCGUAGGAUCUGAGGCAACCACCUACGAAGAACUGUCGACGAUUCUUACCCAAGUGGAGGCGUGCCUCAAUUCACGCCCUCUUUGUGCGCUCUCAAAUCUCCCCGACUGCUAUGAUGCGUUGACACCAGGACAUUUUCUGGUUGGUCAGCCAUUAAACCUAAUCCCGGAGCCUGACGUAUCUCAAAUUCCGACCAACCGGUUGGACAUGUGGCAGCAGAUGCAUAAGCAAACAAUCGAAGUUUGGAGGCGUUGGCGUGACGAAUACUUAACCAGCCUUCAGCCUCGCACCAAAUGGCGUGUCAGCGAAGACAACGUAAAGGAGAAUCAGCUUGUACUCGUAAAGAAUGACCUAACUCCACCGGCUCAGUGGGAGCUGGCCCGAAUCAUCAAGGUACACCCAGACUCUAGUGGUAUCGUCCGUACCGUUACCCUUCGACGCGGUCAAGCUGAAUAUCUACGUCCAGUUCAGAAAAUCUGUCUCUUGCCAACGGAUUGA
Messenger RNA from Aedes albopictus (Asian tiger mosquito), 2631 nucleotides. RefSeq lists its product as uncharacterized. Gene Ontology annotation, molecular function: nucleic acid binding. The record is from RefSeq and is a predicted model, not a curated record. Gene Ontology annotation, biological process: DNA integration. NCBI's taxonomy places the organism in Eukaryota, Metazoa, Arthropoda, Insecta, Diptera, Culicidae. The transcript has a single exon. Bases 1 to 2631 code for a protein of 876 amino acids.